CCGCCGCGAACCCAGAGGCCGGCGGCGACACUCCCGAGACAAGAAAACUAUCAAGAAACGCUCGACGUCCGUUUAUGAGCCAGAUCGACCCGCAGAAACACUUUUGUUUGUUUUCGACGCCGCGUCCAAAUCCCUUCUUCUUCCGCAAUGGCAAAAAACCCAGCAAACGUUCCCCUCGAAUGUCGCACCCGAAAUGUUUUGCCGUCGUCUUCGCGCGUGGUCUCGCCGGCGCGUACUUUUAGCGUCACGUGACUCUCCAGAUUUGAAUCUUUUUUGGGAUACAAAUGACCUCCGCGUGCGUUGUUGUUUGAAUGAACAUUUUCAGAACAUGCUUGCUUUCUUCGGUGUUCCACCUGUUGGUGACAGCCAAUCAGCUACUUGCCUGCUUUGGUGAUGCCCCGCCCACAUUUAGUCAGCCACCCUGGCUCGUCCUUUUCACUCAUCUUGUGUGUUUGUCUUAUUCUUUCCGUUAGCCUAAUAGCGUAGCUGCCUAUGUCAUAUUUGAAUGUUUUUGGGGGGGAAAAAAAAAAAUAAAAAUCAACAUUUAUAGCGGGCACUUUGGUAUUUUGUAUUGAUAUUGCAACAGUAAGUUCAAAAUGACUUUAGCAAUUUCAGUAUGACACGAGGCUAACGCUUUGCUCCAUCGUACUCCGAUGCUUCCGACCCAUUGUUGACCCCGCUGCGUGCGAUGCGAGUUCACGCCAGGCUGCCGCAUUCCUGCCGGAGAGCUGCAGAUUUUUUUUUUUUUUUUUUUUUGUCCGUCCCUGAGCUGGAGACCGCGGCUAUAUAAAGCGGCUAUAAUUACCCGAGCGGUCUGUACAUACGUUCAAAUAAACAAGGCAGCCGAGGCCCAGAGGCCCAGAGGCCCCUCGCGUGAGCUCGUAACCUCGCUUGAAAUCUCGCCAAACAUUCGCUUCACAAUUGACUAAGUUCUCUGUAUUUAUUAGUUACCAUUUUUAACCUUUUCCUGUUAUCAGGCACGCUCUUAACGUCUGUCUUUUUACACGUGACCUGCUUUUAUGUGGAUUUCCGACGCCAGUUGACUUCGAAGCGCUAAUUGUCCCAAAAGGCACCUUGAUUGCAGGGCAUCUCCGUGAAUUCGGGCGCGAGCGAGGGGUUUUUCACUUUCCAGCCCGAGACGGUGUGCAUCUGUUGACACUCGAUGGCGCUUAGCAUUUAGCGGUGGCUCGCAUCGCUCGCAUGUUUGACUGCAAAGACACACAAAGCACGCCGAGGCUAGCUCCGAUGGUUAGCGUCAGACUCCGCGUCGCCUGGAGUCUCGUGUCCGACAGACUUCGCUGCUUCUCCGGUGCUAAUUUCAUCCAGACGGUGCCGGAUGCGACACCAAUCCAAGCAAAACUAAAACGAGACGGCCGGGAAUAGGCGGGAAAAGAUUUUUCGCCUCGGAUCUGGAUGACAUCACGGAUUGAUGUCGCCCAUGUGUGCAGUCGACAGCUGGAACGCAGCAUUGGUUCGUGUCUUCUUCUUCUUCUUCUUCUUCUUCAUCACAGAGGAUGAUGAGGAAGUGCCCUGCUGGAUCAGGAUGACGACCACCUCCGAGUUGCACUCUCACAUUCGGCCUUGUGACAAGCCAAAAGAAGCCACGAGCACAAUUUCACGCUUGCUUAAUUAAAGAGGAUGCAACAUAUCAAAGAGGAGAACAUGUGGCCCUGGUGAAGGACUUUGAAAAGAGAGCUUCUUGAGGUCUACCCACGAACCCUAACCAGUGGACCUUCAAGUGGAACAGGAGGAGGAUGGAGGAGUAGGACAAGAGGUGAAGGAGGCCAGAGGGAAAGGACAACGAGAGACGGGGGCGAGCAACCAGACGAGUGAUGAGAAGGAGAUAAGGACGAACGGCGAGACGAGGAGAACCGGAAGUAUUGGGGGUGGGGGGGGGGGGGUCGACCGGAACGAGAAGGAGAAGAACCACACUUGGGAGGAGGAGGACGACGGUUGGGGAGAGCGCCACAGACCAGGAGCAGGAGCAGGGGAUGGCUAAAAGAAGUCGAGGAGAAGCCCAACCAGAUCGAGGAGAAGGCAAGAGGAGGAUCGGGACUGAGAGGAGAAGGAGGAGCAGCGUGGGAGAGAGGAGGAGAAAAGGCAGCGCUGUCCGAGUUUGGGGAGGAGGAGAGUUUGGGGGUGGAGGAGGAGCCGAGCAGUGAAAGGGCAGCAGCGGGAGAAAACCGGGAGCGUUGAAUGUCGCUCGGGUGCAGAAUGCGCGACUGGCGCCGCGCGUAGGAGCUGGAACGGCGCUUUUGCAGUGGAUGCGCGCGUGACGCUCCUCGCCAGGGAUGAGUCGCCUGCUUUUGUGGAUUCUCAGUGCAGUCGGGAUUCAGCAGGCCUCCUCCCAGAAUUCCACUGCCACGCCGCCGGCGGUCACGUGGCCCUACAACCGCACGCAGUACUGCCGGUGGCCUUGCGAGUGUCCCGCCCGGCCCCCCGCCUGCCCGCCGGGCGUGAGCCUCCUGACGGACGGCUGCGACUGCUGCAAGGCGUGCGCCCGGCAGGUGGGCGAGGAGUGCAACGAGGCGGACACCUGCGACCGCCACAAGGGGCUGUACUGCGACUACAGCUCGGACAAGCCGAGGUACGAAAAGGGCUCGUGUGCAUACACGGUCGGCACGGGCUGCGAGCACGACGGCGUCAUCUACCGCAACGGCCAGAGUUUCCAGCCCAGCUGCAAGUACCAGUGCGUGUGCGUCAACGGCGCCGUCGGCUGCGUGCCGCUCUGCACCGAGUCCAGGCCGCCGCGCGUCUGGUGCCAGAACCCGCGCCGCGUCAAAGUGCGAGGGCGGUGCUGCGACGAGUGGAUCUGCGACGAGCCCAAGAGGGGGCGCAAGACGGCGCCCAGACACGUCGCGGAGGCGCCCCCCGCCGAGCUGAGCGGCUGGCACAAGAACUGCGUGAGCCGGACCACGUCGUGGAGUCCCUGCUCCAAGACGUGCGGGCGCGGCCUGUCGCUGCGCGUCUCCAACGCCAACCGGCGCUGUGAGCCGGUCAAGGAGUCGCGCCUGUGCAACCUGAGGCCGUGCGACGUGGACAUCGCCAAGACCAUCAAGGCGGGCAAGAAGUGCGUGAACGUGUACCGCGAGGAGCGCGCAUCCAACAUGAGCAUCUCGGGCUGCACCAGCACCAGGCGGUACCGGCCCAAGUUCUGCGGCGUGUGCACGGACGAGCGCUGCUGCAUCCCGCACAAGUCCAAGACGGUGGCCGUGGAGUUCGCGUGCCCCGACGGCUCCGCGUUCUCCUGGAAGAUGAUGUGGGUGCAGGCCUGCUUCUGCAACCUCAGCUGCAAGAACCCCAACGACAUCUUCGCCGAGCUGGAGAAUUACUACGGCUACCCCGAGGUCAUGAACUAACCCGGCCCCGAACGCUUCCUUCCAAUUCAUUUGAUAUUUGAUAUUUCCUAUUGGAAAAAUGUGUCAAUAAUGACGUGCGGUGUUUCCACAAGGGACUCGUGAAGCAGUUGAAAAGAAAACGUCAAUGUGAGUGUCAGGACUUUUUUUCGUAGGACAUGGAAACAAAAACAAUCAAUAUAUGAUAUUCAUGAUAUUUUAGUGUAAAUGCUUUUCAUUUGGUCAUUUUCAUUUUUUAACCAUUUACAUGGCUUGUAAAUGCAACAAAAAGCUAUUCAACUCUUAGGAAUACAAGAAUAUAUUGUAUUUUUAAAAAUAUUUGAUAAUUAGAAACCCGUGAAUGAUAUGCCAGGAUGAAAUUUGUAUUUAUUGUAAUGUGUAUUUUAUUUUAAUCUAAUUCAAUUAUUUAUAGGACUUGGAAAUGAAUAAAAAAAACUAGUACUUUUUUUUUUUUUUAAAUAUGAUCAUUUUAUAUUAGUGCAAAAUUCAAUUAUUUAAUGUAGAAAGAAAUUCAUCUAUUAUUUUUCAUAAUUUUUAAAAUCAUUUUAUAUGACUUGGAAAUGCAAAACAAAUUAACAAGUAUUUUUGCAUGUCUAAUUAUUUUAACUAUGUAGGACAAAUGGAACCGAAAAACAAAAACAAACAAACAAACACACUGAGAUCAGAUGAGUUACAAGUUAGCAUUUUUUUUUAAUGUAAUUUUUUUUCUUAAUAAAUACAAACUGUUAUGCCGCCUCUUUACAAAGCCGUCAAAAAGCUCCAACAAAAGCAAAUGUUGGCCAACGUAGUGCAAGCCAAGAGAGGAGAGAGACAGAGCGGCAGCUAAGCUCUAUGCCGUUGUUAUUAUUAUUAACAACAAAAACAAUAAUUUUAUGUCUCACACAUACACACACAAAGUGAACAACGGCAUGGCGCCGCUUCGUUCCGUUGUGCUUGAUUGUAUAGAAAAAAAAGUGUAUAAAAAAAACGUUAAUUGUUUUUUUUCCUGCCGGCAUUAUUAAUAAAGCUUUUCGAUUUAGA
Molecule: messenger RNA, 4376 nt
Organism: Phyllopteryx taeniolatus (common seadragon)
Lineage: Eukaryota; Metazoa; Chordata; Actinopteri; Syngnathiformes; Syngnathidae
Product: CCN family member 4-like
Exons: 6
Coding region: 2292-3359 (355 amino acids)
Biological process (GO): cell adhesion; signal transduction
Cellular component (GO): extracellular region; extracellular matrix
Molecular function (GO): heparin binding; integrin binding
Source: RefSeq, a predicted model, not a curated record